This is a messenger RNA of Penicillium longicatenatum, 1221 nucleotides long. Its product is annotated as glycoside hydrolase family 27 protein. Lineage: Eukaryota; Fungi; Ascomycota; Eurotiomycetes; Eurotiales; Aspergillaceae. The transcript has 5 exons. The record is from RefSeq and is a predicted model, not a curated record. The coding region runs from base 1 to 1221 and encodes 406 amino acids. Gene Ontology annotation, molecular function: hydrolase activity, hydrolyzing O-glycosyl compounds. Gene Ontology annotation, biological process: carbohydrate metabolic process.
AUGGCGACAGUGAUGGGAUCAAUGUUAAUAUUUGGGCUAUGUAUGCUGCCAGGAGUCCUGGCAGGCUUGGCUACCACUCCGCAAAUGGGCUGGAACAGCUGGAACUCAUUCAAAGCGAAUAUCAACCAAUCGAUAAUAGAGACUACUGCGAGCCUUCUUGUUGACACUGGUCUUCGUGAUGUUGGCUACAAAUACCUCAUUAUGGACGAGGGCUGGCAGGCAAUGACCAGGGAUGAAAAUGGACGUCAACAGCCAAAUACUACGAGCUUCCCCAAGGGAAUACGCGCGAUUGCAGAUUUUGUCCACAGCAAGGGGCUGAAAGUGGGAAUCUAUAGUGAUGCUGGUAUAUACGACUGCAAAUUUUAUCCGGGAUCCUGGGGUUAUGAAGAACUCGAUGCUGCUACUUAUGCCGCGUGGGGUAUAGACUACCUCAAGUAUGAUAACUGCGGAGGAUUCCAAGCCAACACUGAGAGUCCACAGGUUCGUUUCUCGGUCAUGAGAGAUGCAAUCCGGAACAGCGGUCGAUCUAUCUUUUAUUCUAUCUGCCAGUGGGGACAUCAGUUUCCCUGGUACUGGGCGGAUGAAAUUAGCCAGUCGUACAGGAUCUCUGGAGAUAUCACUGAUAUUUUUGGUGAUACCGUGGAGGACUGUGCUUGCAAGACAGCAUACUGCUUGGAUGUUGGAUACGCUGGCUGCAGCGUGCUUACCAUCAUCCGGAAAAUGAGAGAGCUCAGCGCCUUCCAGAAACCCGGAAGUUGGGCCGAUAUGGACAUGCUUGAAAUUGGCAAUGGCGACAUGACGCUCUAUGAACAGCAGACUCACCUGACAUUCUGGGCAGCUUUGAAGUCGCCCUUGAUAAUUGGAGGUGAUCUCCGAACACUCUCAAAGGAGAGUCUGAACGUGUUGAAAAAUAAAGAAAUAAUCGCUAUCUCCCAGGACGCUCUUGGUGAAGCAGUGGCAUAUAUUCCAAAGUUGAGCGACGAGAAGAGGAUUCAAGUUUGGGCUGGCCCAUUGUCCGAAGGCAAGACUUUGAUCUUGGCACUCAGUGAAUUGGCGAAUACGACCAUGAUAAAUAUUCCGCUUGGUGAUAUCCCAGGUCUGACGUCUCAGAACUCCUAUUCAGUCCGGGAUAUAUGGAAAGCUCAGAAUCUUGGUCAGGCAAAAGGGAACAUCAGAUUACAGGUAGCCACGCACCAGACCGUUGCUCUUGUCAUCAACUAG